GGUGGAUAGCCGGGCACGUGCGACUCGGUUUCGCACUGGAGAAGGUGCAGGCGGCGACUGAGGGCGGAGACCAACGCCUUGAGGAAGAAGAAACGGGGAGGAUCAAAGAUUGCUGGGACAACCAGGAAGCACCUGCACUCUCCACGUGUAGCAAUGCCAAUAUCUUUCGAAGGAUAAAUGGCAUGUUGGAUAAUUCUCUGGAUUUCAGCCGAGUCUGCACUACACCCAUAAAUCGAGGGAUUCAUGACCAUUUGUCAGCAGACUUCCAGGACUCCGAAGAAACAGUUACGAACAGGAUGCUUUUCCCCACCUCUGCGCAAGAAUCUUCCCGUGGCCUCCCAGAUGCAAAUGACUUGUGCCUUGGCCUGCAAUCCCUCAGUCUGACGGGCUGGGAGAGACCCUGGAGCACCCAAGACUCAGAUUCCUCAGCCCAGAGCAGCACACACUCGGUAUUGAGCAUGCUCCAUAAACCAUUGGGAAAUGUCCUGGGGAAACCCUCAUUGAGCUUCCUGCCUCUGGACCCCUUGGGAGCUGACUUGAUGGACAAGUUUCCAACACCCACAGUAAGAGGAUCCCGCCUGGACACCCGACCCAUCUUGGACUCUCGUUCCAGCAGCCCCUCUGAUUCAGAUACCAGUGGCUUCAGCUCUGGAUCAGAUCAUCUCUCUGAUUUGAUUUCAAGCCUUCGAAUUUCCCCUCCUCUUCCCUUCCUGUCUCUGACGAGUGGGUGUCCCAGAGACCCUUUAAAGAUGGGGGUUGGGUCCCGGAUGGACCAAGAUCAAGCUGCUCUUGCUGCCGUCACACCCUCCCCAACCAGUGCAUCAAAGAAAUGGCCAGGAACAUCUGUGUGGCCAUCCUGGGACCUUCUUGAAGCUCCUAAAGACCCCUUCAGCAUAGAGAGGGAGGCCAGGCUGCACCGGCAAGCUGCAGCUGGAUUGGUUAACACCUUCCGUGUUUUUGGCUCUUUGAGUGUCGAGUGGCCUGGUAAGGAUGGCAAGCACCCCCGGUGUCCUCCCAAAGGUAAUAUGCCUAAAGGGUAUGUGUAUCUGGUCUUUGAACUAGAGAAGUCUGUCCGAGCCUUGCUUCAGGCUUGCUCUCAUGACCCACUGAGCCCAGAUGGCCUGAGUGAAUAUUAUUUCAAGAUGUCUAGCCGAAGGAUGCGCUGCAAGGAGGUGCAGGUGAUCCCCUGGGUCUUGGCUGACAGCAACUUUGUCCGGAGCCCAUCUCAGAGACUUGACCCCAGCAGGACAGUGUUUGUCGGCGCUCUGCACGGGAUGCUCAAUGCUGAGGCCCUGGCAGCCAUCUUGAAUGACCUAUUUGGUGGAGUGGUGUAUGCUGGGAUUGACACAGAUAAGCACAAGUAUCCCAUUGGAUCUGGACGUGUGACUUUCAACAACCAACGCAGUUACUUGAAGGCAGUCAGUGCAGCUUUUGUGGAGAUCAAAACCACCAAGUUUACCAAGAAGGUUCAGAUUGACCCCUACCUAGAAGACUCUCUGUGUCAUGUCUGCAGCUCUCAACCUGGUCCUUUCUUCUGUCGAGACCAGGUCUGCUUCAAGUACUUUUGCCGAAGCUGCUGGCACUGGCGGCACAGCAUGGAGGGCCUGCGCCACCACAGCCCACUGAUGCGGAACCAGAAGAACCGAGAGUCCAGCUAGAAGAUGGCAACCAAGGCGCUGGCCCAUAAGGCUUCCGCCUCCACCACCUGCCAUGGUGGCCAGGAGCUGGCUUCCCGAGGACAAGGGAAAAUUGUAGUCACCUUUGCACUUGCUGAAUCUGUCUUUGUUUCUGCACUAAUUAAUGCACAAUGAGUUUUGUCGGGUUUUGUUUUCAGGGGGUGUGCCAGUGCAAGGACCUUGUGGCUCACCCUCCAAGUGACUCUGCAGUUUUCCCAGAUUUUAGUUCCUCAUUUUGCCAAUGAAAAGCAAAAACAAAACAAAAAAAAACGUGUCCAGAAGGUGUUGACACGGAUGUCUACAUCUAGGUUUAUUUAUUAAAGCGCUUUUUUACAUUCCUUGCAAUACUGAUGGUGAUGACGCGCAGGUCUCAUUGGUCUCGUUCUUGCAGUUGCCAUACAGUGCCUUUCCAUUUAUUUAACCCCCACCUGAACGGCAUAAACUGAGUGUUCAGCUGGAGUUUUUUACUGUAAACAACAAGGAGACUUUGCUCUUCAUUUAAACCAAAAUCAUAUUUCAUAUUUUACGCUCGAGGGUUUUUACCGGUUCCUUUUUACACUCCUUAAAACAGUUUUUAAGUCGUUUGGAACAAGAGAUUUUUUUUCUUUCCUGGCAGCUUUUAACAUUAUAGCAAAUUUGUGUCUGGGGGACUGCUGGUCACUGUUUCUCACCGUUGCAAGUCAAGACGUUUGUGACCAAGGAGAAUUUUUUUUUUUUUUAAUUUGAAACUGGACCGGAUAAAAUGACAAUUGAAUGGCUGCUGUAUAUAGUUUUAAAUGGUUUACUGCACCUUUCUAAGUUGCACUUAUGUCUGGGGGGAGGGUUGAUAGAAGUUUUUAAUCACAAAGUCACAGGGCUUUUUUCUUUUUUGUAACUGGGCUAAAAAGGGCUGCUUUUUGAUGGGGGCAGAUGAAGGCUCACAGGAGCCCUUUCUCUUAGAGGGGGCAAGUACCCUUUAUUGCUUUCAUUUGAGAAAUGUAUGAAACAACAGUUGCAGUCGACUGAAAUGCUACUGGAAUUUGAAAACUUGACUUUUUCCUUUCUCUCUUUUAAGUUUUUUUCUUUUAAACUACUUGCCCCUCUUUGGGAAGCUGUGUGCCAAAGAAUCAGUGUCAUAACUCCCCCUCCCCUCUCCCCUCCUGCUGAACUGAUGUUGCAUUUUUGCAUAUCCCAGCUACUCUGUGGGUUUUGUGAAGCUGUGUGUGAAGUCUCUACCUCAUUGUAGCAUAUGCAGGCAAGACUGCACCCCCUACAGAUGUGUGGAGUAAGCUGUGGGGUAGUUCUUUUGGCACAUAAUAAACACGUUGCAGCAGA
Echinops telfairi (small Madagascar hedgehog) is the source of this 2990-nucleotide messenger RNA. RefSeq names its product cytoplasmic polyadenylation element binding protein 1 (gene CPEB1). Gene Ontology annotation, molecular function: mRNA 3'-UTR binding; translation factor activity, RNA binding; mRNA regulatory element binding translation repressor activity. The transcript is spliced from 11 exons. NCBI's taxonomy places the organism in Eukaryota, Metazoa, Chordata, Mammalia, Afrosoricida, Tenrecidae. Bases 183 to 1658 code for a protein of 491 amino acids. Gene Ontology annotation, biological process: negative regulation of cytoplasmic translation. Gene Ontology annotation, cellular component: nucleus; synapse; neuron projection. The record is from RefSeq and is a predicted model, not a curated record.